Strigops habroptila (Kakapo) is the source of this 1788-nucleotide messenger RNA. RefSeq names its product kelch like family member 34 (gene KLHL34). Lineage: Eukaryota; Metazoa; Chordata; Aves; Psittaciformes; Psittacidae. The coding region runs from base 1 to 1788 and encodes 595 amino acids. The record is from RefSeq and is a predicted model, not a curated record. The transcript has a single exon. Gene Ontology annotation, molecular function: protein binding.
AUGAGCUACUUCCUGUCCUACUGCAAAGCACACUGCACCACCGUGCUCGCCCAGUACCAGACCCUGAGAUCAGAGGGCUUUCUGUGUGAUAUUUUGCUGAAAGUGAAGGAAAAUGAAUUUCCUGCACACAAGUCCUUGUUGGCAUGCUCCAGUGACUAUUUCCGAGCCAUGUUCAAAAGUUACACCCAAGAGUCUAAGGCCAAUGUAAUUCACCUACAAGUUGUCUCACCCACCGGUCUCCAGCACGUUCUGGAUUUCAUUUACACUUCUUUGUUGCCCCUUUCCUUUGAAAGCCUGGAGGAUACCUUGGAAGCUGCAAGCUACUUGCAAGUGACUGAUGCUAUUGGCUUGUGCAAUCAAUACUUAGUUAACAACCUUGCCUUGGAAAACUGCUGCUUCUCUGCCAACGUGGCCAGGAAGUUCUACUUGCCGGACGCCUUAGCAGCAACAGAAAAAUACAUUGUCAAUAAUCUCUGGAAGCUGCUGGACUUGGAUUUGUCAGGACUGCUCGAGCUAAACUUCAGGUCUUUGCUAGCAGUGGUUCAAUCACCAGAUCUCCCCAUAGUGAAAGAAACCUGCCUGAUGAAUCUUGCGCUGCUGUGGCUGAAGCAGGAUAAAUCCAGGCUGGCUCACACAAGCAGCCUUUUAGAGCAUAUAAGAUACGGUCUCAUCCCAGUGGAAGAGCUGAGAAAAAUCUACAGACAGUCAGAAGUGCCCCUCUCAGCAAGUAUUAAGUGCUUGAUCAUUAAAGCAAUAAACUACCAUACAUCUGUUUACAAACAGCCUAUCCUGCAGGAUCAGUCCACCACACUGAGGAACCAGAAAACUCGCAUCAUUCUGCUGGGGGGAGGAACAGCAAGCGAGGGGCUCAUCACAGAUGUGGUGGCCUUCGACGUUUACAAUCACAAAUGGCGAGCUCUCACGCAGGUGCAGGACAGGGUGCAGAACCACAGUGUGUGCGUGGUGGGGAACUUCCUCUACGUCUUGGGUGGGGAAAUAGAAAAUGGUGCUCCAGGUGACACUAAAACUGGAAAGAACCUAUCGGUUACAAACAAGGUCCAUCGUUACGACCCAAGAUUUAACACGUGGACACAAACCACAGGCAUGCUGGAGAAGAGAUGCCAGUUUUCUUGUUGUGUCCUAGGCAAGGAUAUCUUUGCUAUUGGUGGAAGGGGUGGGGAUGGGUCACUGCAUUCAUCUGUGGAAGUCUACAACAUCAGCAGGGACAGAUGGACAAAGGCCAGGGAAUUGCCAUGUAAGAUGCAUGGCCAUGCCAGUGCCAUUUGCAAGAAUACUAUAUACAUCUCUGGCGGAAAGUACUCAGACCCAGCCAACACAAGCAAGGACGUAUAUUCUCUGAGCUCGCUUGAAGGGCAGUGGAUGAAACAAGCCCCCAUGAGCAUCGCUCGGUUUGGGCAUCAGAUGGCAACAAUCAGAGAAGCCAUAUUCACCUUUUUAGGAUUAUACGAACCAUUCUCUGAAAUAGAAAGAUACGACCCUGAUCAAAACCAAUGGACUCGGUUAAGACCACUGAUCUAUGAUCGAUUUUGCUAUGGCCUGGCAGUGGUAGAGGAAACGGCUCUUCUUAUAGGGGGAAAGAAAUGGCAAAACUCACAGGAAGUCCCCACACAAGACGUGGUUGGCUACGACAUCGACAACGAUGGCUGGGAAGAGAUCUGCAAAGCUCCCUCGCCUUGGUGUGGGCUGCAGUGUGCGGUGCUGCAACUCUCUGAACUGGCUGACGAACAGGAGAGUGACAGCCAGCAGAGGAGGCCACUGAGCUGCUGA